This is a messenger RNA of Coccomyxa subellipsoidea C-169, 1236 nucleotides long. RefSeq lists its product as hypothetical. The record is from RefSeq and is a predicted model, not a curated record. Lineage: Eukaryota; Viridiplantae; Chlorophyta; Trebouxiophyceae; Coccomyxaceae. The transcript has 8 exons. The coding region runs from base 1 to 1236 and encodes 411 amino acids.
AUGUAUCAGCUGCAGAUAGCCUCUCCCACGCACCAGGUAACGCCGCAGCCGGACAGCUGGUACAGCGCGGAGCCCAGCUCCAAGCAUGCGCGCAGCACCUCCCUGGAUGGCAUCAGACACGGCUCCAUGCAGGGCCUGGCCAGAUUUGGCGCUGCCAGCACCAGCAGCUAUGGAGACGUUGUGUCUCCGGGCGUGUACAGCUUCCGGCCGACCAAUCGGGGGAGCCUCUUUGGGUCUUCUCCAGGGGAUGAGAGCCAGCACGGCGCUUGGCCCUCUCCAUCUUGUUGGACGAUGGCGAGCCAUGCCUACGACUACCGCUCCGUGGCCUUCCAGUUCACAGACUCCCGCAUGCCCACCAUUCUGCGCCCAGCUAUCCAGGGUGAUGAGCGGUUGCUGAAGCUGUAUGAGAGCGGGCUGCCAGCCUGGGCCAUCUACAUGCCUCUGUACCGGCUGCCUUACCGACCCUGGAUGCGCACUGUCAGCUACUGCCUAUUUGUUGCCAUCUCAGUCUUCUCCAUGGUGAUGGGCUUCUACGACCUCAUCAAGAAUGUGCCCUACCUUCACAAGGUGUUGAGCAGCCUGUCGCUGCCAUCCUCUGCCAUCUUUGCUUGGCUAGACAGCCAUGUGCAAGUGCGAUUGUCCAUCCUCUUUGCCUACCUCUUUGGCAAGAGCCAGCUCUUCAUGCAGCUGCUGCGAUGGCUGGGCCAUGCAUGGGCGCUGCUGCGCACAGGCCUGGAGCCCUUCGUGUCCUUCCUUGGGCCCCCGCUGCAGACCGCCUGGGAGGCGCUGCAGAUCUUCGGGUCAAGCUUGCACAUGAUAGCGACCGCAUGGGGUGCCGUCCUGUGUGACAUGCUGUACUUCUUCCUGGGGCCCCCGGCCCGUGCGCUGCUGGGCUUCUUCAAGGUCAUCCUCGAGCUCGUCAUGCCCAUCUUCCGGCUGGUGAAGCUGGUGGUGUUGGGCCCGUUCUCCAUGGUGGGUGCGGCGCUGCAGUGGGCCUGGGGCAGCAUGAGGAUUCUGUGGGCCGCUGUGCUGGCGCUGGUCAGCGCGACACGCAGCGGAUGGUGUGCCAUGUCCGCAGUCAGCCAGGGGACGCGCAACGUCAGCGAGCAGGCCAGCACUGAGAGCGGUGCACAGCAGAGUCCUGCCGCUGUGCCGCAGCAGCCAGGCCUGGUUCUCCGGGGUGAAGAGGCGGACAGUUUUGAGUAUGGAGGUGUGGAGGAUGAAAGCAGCUUGUAG